UGUUUCGACCGAAGUUCAGUGUCUUAAAAUAUGAGACUAACACCUUCUCGUAUCGUUUACGCUUUUCUUUCUGUCAUAGUUUUCGUCCUUGUCUUCCAGACAUUACAUACAAUCACCAAUGGAUUCUUUGCCAUUGACCAUGGCUCUUCAAUUCCAAUGGAGGAAAUCGAGCAUAGAAUGUCCCAGAGGCUGAAACAGGUUGCUGAAACUUGUACCAAGUAUAAUAUCCAUCCAGAUUCAAUCAACAGCGCCGAUUAUGCUAUUCCGCACCCGCCAGCGCCGCAGUAUAGUGUCCUCUAUUAUCAAUUUCAGAGAACGAAAACUGUAUAUUGUCCAAUAUACAAGGCUGCAUCAACUUCAAUGCUGCACUGGUUAUUAAAUAUGAAACACAUCAACGCCGAAUAUGAAAUGAAAACCAAACAUCGUCAAAUCAGUGAAGUAGCUCGUCAACAUUAUCCCUCGAUCGAUUAUCCUGCAGCUGCUGAAUUGCUAAAGGAGGCCAAAAAAUGGAUGGUAGUCCGCCAUCCUUUUGAACGAAUCCUAUCGGCAUACCGGGACAAACUGGAGAAUUCCACUAUCGGUCGGGAGCAUGGCACACUUCACUUUUACGAAAAAUACGGGCACAAGAUUGUUUCCAAAUAUCGAAAAGCUAGCAACAAUCAGGACGAAACGAGGAUUGAACCGACAUUCGCGGAAUUUGUUUCUUAUUUAAUCGACACAGAUUUGACUCUUUACGCCGACGACCAUUGGAUUCCUUAUUAUCUUUUUUGCACGCCUUGCCUCAUUAAUUACGAUGUUAUUAUCCAAUUUGAGACAUUGCAAGAAGAUGUGCAAUUACUGCUCAAUUUGAUCGGAGAAAAACGUGGACCGUCGUGGAAACAUUCCACAUCAGCAGGCCGAUCUAAAACUGAAUUAAUUCGAUCUUAUUACGGUCAACUCAGUCGAGAAACAAUUAGUAAACUAUACGAUAAAUACCGAAUAGAUUUCGAAUUGUUCGGUUACAGCAUUGAUGGUUACCUGUCGAUUUAAUCAAAAAUUGCACAAUAAUUUCAUGUUAUUCAAUAAACAUCUUUUACACAA
This is a messenger RNA of Daphnia carinata, 1080 nucleotides long. Its product is annotated as carbohydrate sulfotransferase 11-like. NCBI's taxonomy places the organism in Eukaryota, Metazoa, Arthropoda, Branchiopoda, Diplostraca, Daphniidae. Gene Ontology annotation, molecular function: sulfotransferase activity. Gene Ontology annotation, biological process: carbohydrate biosynthetic process. The transcript is spliced from 4 exons. Bases 31 to 1029 code for a protein of 332 amino acids. Gene Ontology annotation, cellular component: membrane. The record is from RefSeq and is a predicted model, not a curated record.